Pyricularia grisea is the source of this 489-nucleotide messenger RNA. RefSeq lists its product as uncharacterized. The record is from RefSeq and is a predicted model, not a curated record. The transcript has a single exon. The coding region runs from base 1 to 489 and encodes 162 amino acids. Lineage: Eukaryota; Fungi; Ascomycota; Sordariomycetes; Magnaporthales; Pyriculariaceae.
AUGCAAUUCUCAAUCCUUCAGGUUUUCACCAUUCUCGCCUUGAGCACCUCGGUGCUCGGCGUCCCAACAAGCCAGCACGGAAGUAGCAUCGUGCAUGCCGGCAGCAGCAACAUACAGUCUGCCACUACCGCAGGGGCUCCUGCUUCCGCUUCACAGGACUCUGGUGAAGCCUGCUUUCCUGUGAAGGAGGGGGAGGAGGUUGGAGACAAAGCGGGCAGCAGCACCAAGAAGCUAAAAGAGUGGACCAAGCUUGGCUACAAUUGUCGCUAUUACCUUCUCGAUAGAAUCUUUUUCAUGAAAUAUGACACGAACAAGGCAAAGGACAGGGAUUAUUGGGAUUGGAGGACGCCAAAGGCAAAGGGAAAGACGGCUGAAAAACUCACUGUCUCAGACGGACCGAUCCACCGCACGCAGGGGAUGACGUUGAUAUGCUGCGGAAAAGGGUUAUCAGUCGCUUUCCGGGAUGAAAAGCAGCCGCAGUCGCAAUAG